Messenger RNA from Aspergillus tanneri, 666 nucleotides. RefSeq lists its product as uncharacterized. The transcript is spliced from 3 exons. The record is from RefSeq and is a predicted model, not a curated record. The coding region runs from base 1 to 666 and encodes 221 amino acids. NCBI's taxonomy places the organism in Eukaryota, Fungi, Ascomycota, Eurotiomycetes, Eurotiales, Aspergillaceae.
AUGGCUCGCCGCAAAGCUUCGUCGCCUCCAUCGGGAGAAUCCGCCCCACGACGCCGUCGCCUUCUCCGUGGAGUUCGUCCUCGUUCAUCCUCUGAAGACGAUGUCGUUUUCACACCUGCGCCCCGCUCGGUUUCGCCGGAAUGGGAGGGAUUUCCAUCCUCUCCUGCUUCGGCGGAGCCGGACGGAGUCGAAUCGCCCUCUCCGGACGUGUCUGGUAAGUCCGGUGCGUUUAUUUUCAUCGCCCCUUUGUCUCCAUCGGCGGCUUCGGUCGUCCAGGUGCAGACUACCCCUGCGCCGGUCCAUGUUGAUACGAAUGGUUUGCCUUUGGCCCAGGGGGUAGUCCCUGGUGCCACCGUUGCCUUCGACACCCUUUGUGUCGCUCCGGAGGUUGCCGCUGGUCCUUUGGCUGUUUCUAUGGUUACUGAACAUCGCACGUUUGUUGGACUUCCCCAGUCUCGUCGCCCUGCUGCGCAGGAGAGGGCGGCUGGGCUGGUAAGGGAGUAUAGACGUGCGGUUCGAAAACCUCGAAUACCACGCGUGGAUAGCAGUACAUCUGUGCCUGUCCCUGAACGCACUCCAUCGCAUUCGCCCAUGGCUCCCGUUCCUGCGACUCCCAGUCGCCUGGGUCGUUUUGUUGAUGCGGUCCUUUCCCCCUUCAAGGGUUGA